Malania oleifera is the source of this 2282-nucleotide messenger RNA. RefSeq names its product long chain base biosynthesis protein 2a-like. Lineage: Eukaryota; Viridiplantae; Streptophyta; Magnoliopsida; Santalales; Ximeniaceae. Gene Ontology annotation, molecular function: serine C-palmitoyltransferase activity; pyridoxal phosphate binding. Gene Ontology annotation, biological process: sphingosine biosynthetic process; ceramide biosynthetic process. The transcript is spliced from 12 exons. Gene Ontology annotation, cellular component: serine palmitoyltransferase complex. The record is from RefSeq and is a predicted model, not a curated record. Bases 321 to 1787 code for a protein of 488 amino acids.
GAUACGCGUUAAUGGGCCCAUUUCCCGCUCAGGAAAUUUCCCCAAACGAGAAUCAAAUUUCUGUUUGGAUUCGGAAGGAAUCCCCAUUCCCCCAUUUCCUAAUUCCUCUCUCCCUCUCUCUCUCUCUCUCUACAUGACAUUGACCAGUUUGGAUUUGCAUUCUCUCUCUACCUUGACGGGCCCAGCUUCCUCCUCCCUUCACGUUCUUUUCCCUCAGUCAUCGCCUUCACAUCCGACGAACUCUCUACCCUAUCCCAUCUUUUUAUUUGAUGCGCCGCGCAACACAUUCACAGCUUGUUCUUCCCUGAUCGCCCCAAGAAAUGAUUGCAAUCCCGUAUUUGACUGCUCUAACAACCUACUUCAGUUAUGGCUUGCUCUUCGUCUUCGGCCAGUUCAGAGACUUCUUCCGGAAAAUCAUCGACUGGUGGCGUUCUAGCAAUCUCCAGGGUUACGCCCCAAUCUGUUUAGGACUAGAGGAUUUCUAUAUACGCCGUUUGUAUCUUCGAAUUCAGGACUGUUUUGGGCGACCAAUAGCAAGUGCUCCUGAUGCUUGGUUUGACGUGGUUGAGCGUUACUCCAAAGACAAUAACAAGACUCUUAAGCGGACCACAAAGAUAAGUAGAUGUCUUAACUUGGGAUCAUACAACUACCUUGGUUUUGCUGCAUCAGAUGAAUAUUGUACACCUCGUGCAAUUGAAUCAUUGAAGAAAUUUUCUCCGAGUACCUGUAGCAGUCGUGCAGAAGGUGGUACAACAGUAUUGCAUAAUGAAUUGGAAGAGAGUGUUGCAAAAUUUAUCAGAAAACCUGCUGCCAUAGUUUUUGGCAUGGGAUAUGUGACAAACUCUGCCAUCCUUCCAGUCCUGAUUGGAAAGGGAGGUUUGAUUAUUAGUGAUUCUUUGAAUCACAACUCAAUUGUCAAUGGUGCUCGUGGAUCUGGAGCUACUGUUCGUGUUUUCCGCAAUAAUACUCCCUCUCAUCUGGAAGAAGUUUUAAGAGAACAAAUUUCUGAGGGACAACCUAGGACGCACAGACCUUGGAAGAAGAUAAUUGUUAUUGUAGAGGGGAUAUACAGUAUGGAAGGAGAGCUUUGUAAACUUCCUGAGAUUGUCACAAUUUGCAAAAAAUAUAAGGCAUAUACUUAUUUGGAUGAAGCCCAUAGCAUUGGAGCAGUUGGGAAAACAGGAAGAGGUGUCUGUGAGCUAUUAAGUGUGGAUCCUGCUGAUGUGGAUAUUAUGAUGGGAACUUUUACUAAAUCAUUUGGUUCAUGUGGUGGCUAUAUUGCUGGAUCCAAGGAACUUAUUCAAUAUUUGAAAUAUACUUCUCCUGCUCAUCUUUAUGCAACUUCUAUUUCACCACCAGCUGCACAACAAAUCAUCUCCGCCAUAAAGGUUAUUCUUGGACAGGAUGGUUCCAGUAGAGGGGCCCAGAAACUUGCACAAAUACGUGAGAACAGCAACUUUUUCAGGUCAGAACUGCAGAAGAUGGGCUUUGAGGUUCUUGGGGAUAAUGACUCUCCAGUAAUGCCAAUAAUGCUUUACAAUCCUGCAAAAAUUCCUGCCUUUUCACGAGAGUGUCUCAAGAAAAAUGUGGGUGUUGUAAUAGUUGGUUUUCCAGCAACCCCUCUACUGUUGGCAAGGGCACGCAUCUGCAUAUCUGCUUCUCAUACCAAAGAAGAUCUAAUUAAAGCCCUGGAGGUUAUCAGCGAAGUUGGUGAUCUUGUGGGUAUAAAGUACUUCCCUGACGAACCAAAUAAGCAGGAUGAGGAAAAGAUGAAAAAGAUCAACUAGGAAGAUUGUGUGUGUGUAUGUGUUUUUUUUUUUGCAACUGGGAAAAGAUGAAGAAGAUCAACUAGGAAGGAUUUGUGUAUCUUUUUGCCACGGUAAGAUUGAUAUGUGGGCAACAGGACAGAAAGAAUGUUAAGGCUCCACCGAUGAAAGAUGAAUAUUCCCCUCCGGGGCAAAUGAUAUGGCUGUUCUUUGAGUUGAAUUACCCGUUAUAUAUCAGUGUUCUUCCAUUUGUUUUUGUUCUGUUGUGCUCUCUGUAAAGAGAGUUGAUUUCUGGGUUUUGGUCCCCCUGAGAGUGCCUCCUUGUUCAUAUAUGUACAUUUGUUGGUGCUGGCUCUUUAUUUAUCUUGUAGUUUAAGUAGGCACCUAGUUUUUGCCUAGCCUUCACAAUAAUUUGCACAGGCAGAGCUUUUUGGCUUAUGCUUUUGUAUGUAAAGAUGCAUUCAGAUCUGAAUAUUGUGGAGUUUUAUUUAUAAAGUUUCUUUUCAGCCAAAUAAA